UCUGCCGCGCACCACGGCCACAUUGUGGACAACCAAAGGAAGAUGGUGUUGACAAAGUUAGCGCUGCUCAUUACCGUUGUGACACGCGUCACCUCUCUGCCGCCGUUAACACUUCCAUCACCCUCACCCGAGCUGCCAGAUGAGCGUCCGGUGGCACCGACAGAACUCCUCAAGGCAUUCGGUAUGUCUGAGCCGGGUGUACGCAGGUGGUACACCGAGCCGCCACAGUACAUGCUUGACCUCUACAACCAGGUGGCAGACUCCAGCGGCCUCACGCGUCUGCCUGGACCUUAUGGUGCCACCAUUGUCAGAGCCUUUUCAGAGAAAGAAGGAAGCAGAGACUCAACCUUCUCGUUCUCCGUAAAUGGACUGGGAGAAGAGGAACAGGUGCUGCAGGUGGAGCUUCACGUUUACCACUCCCGCCUCCCGAAGACACAGAGGCACCUACUGGAGGACAACAUCUACAUGUUGGAAGUCGAGUGGGUGAGUGAAGGAGGGCGGCAGGUACUGGUGAAACAACACGUCGCCGCCCAUAGUAGUGGGUGGCGGGUGUUCAAAGUGGGUGGUGGUGUUGUGGGAGCCAGCGUAACCUUACAAGUAACAGCCACCACCUCGACGGGACGCUCCUUACCCCUCAGGCUACACCACGGAGCUCACGGAACACGGCAGCCACUCCUUGUCCUCUUCAACUCACACGCCGCCACCGUCAACAACACCGUCACACCGUCACCCGUCCCCCAACAAGUAGAAUCGACAAAGAAGACUACCACGCUACGGUACAGAUCGCCUCUUACUGUCAAGGAAAUGGCCAAGGAGUACAUCCACAUGAUCUAA
This is a messenger RNA of Homarus americanus (American lobster), 834 nucleotides long. RefSeq lists its product as uncharacterized. Gene Ontology annotation, cellular component: extracellular region. Bases 43 to 834 code for a protein of 263 amino acids. The transcript is spliced from 6 exons. The record is from RefSeq and is a predicted model, not a curated record. Gene Ontology annotation, biological process: SMAD protein signal transduction. Lineage: Eukaryota; Metazoa; Arthropoda; Malacostraca; Decapoda; Nephropidae. Gene Ontology annotation, molecular function: cytokine activity.